Nerophis ophidion (straightnose pipefish) is the source of this 4538-nucleotide messenger RNA. Its product is annotated as nocturnin-like. The record is from RefSeq and is a predicted model, not a curated record. The transcript is spliced from 5 exons. The coding region runs from base 147 to 1322 and encodes 391 amino acids. Gene Ontology annotation, biological process: circadian rhythm. NCBI's taxonomy places the organism in Eukaryota, Metazoa, Chordata, Actinopteri, Syngnathiformes, Syngnathidae. Gene Ontology annotation, molecular function: poly(A)-specific ribonuclease activity.
CCUCCGAGGCUUUAUAGGCUGCAGUAAACGCUGUCAAGUCAGAUAUCUGCUCACUCUUCUGGACAAUCUUUGCUCAGCUACACGUAAUUUAGUGAACCUUACAACAGGACUUGGAGAAAAAAAACACCUUGAACACAGUGGACAUAAUGGAAACAAUGGGUUAUCCAAUGGGUAUAGGGCCCACCAGGCUGUACAGCACGUUGGCUCACACUCUCAGCAGUAGCCAUCGAGCCCCCCUCCCUCUGACCCACCUGGACCCUCACCUGCCUGCGGACACAACGCUCGAUUCAGAUUUCUUCCAGGAGCAGAAAGGUUCCCCAGUUAGGCCCCUGGAUCUCGUGGAGGUGCUGCAACAGUGCGAAGAGGCCCUCAGAGACGGACCAUCGCGCUACCACAGAACUUUCAUAUCGCAAAGCGAUGGCGACAGCAGCAGUAUUCGAGUCAUGCAGUGGAACAUUCUGGCACAAGCUCUCGGUGAAGGACUUGACAGUUUUGUGCAGUGUCCCCUGGAGGCCCUCAGCUGGUCCCGAAGGAAGUAUCUUAUCUUGGAGGAGAUCCUCACCUACCGACCACACAUCCUGUGUCUGCAGGAAGUGGACCACUACUUUGACACCUUUCAGCCCAUUCUGGCCCGCCUGGGUUACAGAAGCAUGUUCUGUCCUAAGCCUUGGUCGCCGUGUUUAAAUGUGGAGGGCAACAACGGCCCCGACGGAUGUGCGCUCUUUUUUGACGAGUCCCGAUUUGAGUUUUCAGACUGUGUGAGCCUUCAACUGUCCGCUAUGAGGAUUCCGACCAAUCAGGUUGCUUUGGUGGUGAUGCUGCGGUGUCGAAGCACAAGGAGGCGCGUGUGUGUGGCCGUGACUCACUUGAAAGCACGUGCCGGAUGGGAGUGGCUGCGCAGCGCCCAGGGCUCAGACCUCUUGCGUCAAGUCCAAGAUGUGGUCCAGAAACACGCGGUCAGAACAUCGGAUGGUCCCAACUCCCAAGUCCCUCUCAUCAUUUGUGGGGAUUUUAAUGCCGUCCCAACUGAGGACGUGUACCGCCAUUUUCUCGCCUCUCCUCUUGGUUUAGACUCCGCCUACAAGAAACUCAGCCAAAACAGUUUGACAGAACCACGGUACACGACAUGGAAGAUUCGCCCCACAGGGGAGUGCUGCGCGACACUGGACUAUAUUUGGUACACUCAGGACUUGCUUACCGUGGAUGCGGUCUUGGACUUCCCCUCGGAGGAAGAUAUUGGUCCAAACAGGCUCCCUUCCUUCAGGUACCCUUCAGACCAUCUCUCACUGGUUUGUGAUUUCAGCUUUAAGGAGAAUCAAUGAAAAAUGAAUAGAUCAGUUAGAUGUGCGUGUUAAUAAAUAAUUAAUACGCACAUAACAAUUUAACUCACAAAUAAUAAUUUCAAGUAUAUUGUAAGGAUGAACAAAACAAAUAUGUUGUAUAUACCGAUAAACAAUUUGUUAAAAAAAAACAUUACAGUAUUUUUAUGUUAUAUAUUUAAUUUUAAAAAGUGUAACAAUUAUAUUUUUAUAAUUGUAUAUUAUAUGUAUUUCUGCCUGUGCCUCAAUUUUUUGGUAGAAAUGGACUAAAGUACAAACUAGCGUUGCCAGAUGUAUAGUUAUUGUACCAGUCGCUUCAAAUGGUUGUACGUACAGUAAUCUGCCUGAUUUGACUUAUUCAGGACCAACGUCACCUCACGCUGUUACAGUGUAGCUGGUAACUCUUAGAAAAACUGCCGUAUUUUCAAGACUAUGACUACUUUUUUCCAAUACUUUGGACCCUGCGGCUGAGCAAACAGUGUAGGUAAUUUAAGGAUUUUUCUGUAAUGCCUCGGGAUCCCCCGGGAAGAGCUAGACGAAGUGGCUGGAGAUAGGGAAGUCUGGGCUUCCCUGCUUAGGCUGCUGCCCCCGCGACCCGACCUCGGAUAAGCGGAAGAUGAUGGAUGGAUGGAUGGAACGGCAAUAAUUCAACAAAUCGUUUUUGAAUUCCGCCAACAGAGACACUGAAAAGGUGUGUUAUCGAUUGUGCUAUGGUGCCAGUUUGCUCACUGCCGAUUCUGCGAGUUUAAAAUGUACAUGCCAAAAGGUCCAUAGCAUUUCUGUUGAAUGGAUUCUUCAUUCAUCACUCCAAGCAACAUUUGUAAGUUUGCAAUAUAAGUAAAACAAUUCAUGCUGACUAGACCGUCCCUUGUGUCAUGUCUGUAGAUGGGUUUUCAUGCAAAUUAGUACAUGCUAUCGCCAUGUAUUUAAGCUAGCGCCCAUAGCAUCAGCGAAUAUGCUAACCUGUUUUACAAGUAUUAUUAUUAACUAACAAUUGCAUUCUUUUUGUAUUUAUUCAGUUUCAUAAAUUCACCACACGUCACCAUGGAGUUAUUGAGUCUGUUUAGCUGUUUGAAGAGCCAUUUUUCCGCAGCUAGUGGGUCCAUGACGAUGACUUCUGUUUUGUUUGGUCAUCCGUUUUACUGUAGUGUUACAGGCACCAUUUACAAAACAAAAUAUAUAAAUAAAUAUUUAUAAAAUCUUUCAUACCGUUACAUAUCUGCGGUUUGAUGCCGCUAAAAUGCUUCUAAAAUUUGGUGGGUGCAGCUUAACUACCGGUGCACUUUUACAGUACUUUUGACAUGAAUACUCAUUAGUAUGUUGUUUAUUAAUAUAACCACUAGUACAUAUCUGAAUACUGUAACUGCAUGUAUAAAUGUCAAGAGUGAAUAUUAAAAGUCCUUUUUACAUACGUUCUGAAUCACAGGUGUCAGACUCAAGGCUUGGAUGAUAGAUCUGGCCAGCCAAAAAUAUUUACUGUGGCCCUGCACAACAUUUAUGUGGCCUCCAAAAGGCUGCCGGGUGACAUUUUCUGGCUAAAUGUAUUAACUCCUUUAAUUUUGACAUACAAAUGUACUGUAUAUGUUUUACACUUUAAUAAUAUCUGACCAUGCAUGCAACAAGAUGUUCCAGGCAUUGUUUUUGGUUCUCAAAUAUGAAAAUUUAAAUGUCUGCUUGUCAACUUGACUUGUGAUUUUAAAGCGAGAUAUUCACCAAUCUGUGAAUACACGAUAUAAUAACCAAAAAAUUUCCUAUGCAGAUUCUGUAACGAUUCAUAAACAUUCACUGUUUCAAACGGCCCAGAGAGGGCAGCCAUAAUUGCAAUGUGGCCUUGAGUAAAAAGGAUGAUUGAUUGAAACUUUUAUUAGUAGAUUGCACAGUACAGUACAUAUUCUAUACAAUUGACCACUAAAUGGUAACACCCCAAUAAGUUUUUCAACUUGUUUAAGUAGGGGUCCAGGUUAAUCAAUUCAAGGAGUGUGACACCACUGUUCCACAUGGUCUAACAAACCAUUGACAAUACUUAAACAUAAUGUAGAAAAGCUAAAUUAAAAAGUUUAAAAAUGCCACCAUUUAGAAAUGAGCUUAUUAAUAUAUAUAAAACAUUUAUAAAUGUUUAUAUAAACUAUAUACUGAGUAGUAAUGUCAAAAUAUGCUUUAUAAAUGAUAAACUCAGUAUUUACUAAUGCUUAGAAGUGUGUGCUGACUAUAUAGUGCCACCAUGUAUCUUAAUAAUGCAGUUUUACCUUUAAAUACACAGCUCCCCCACCUAGUUCUAAAUAGGAAGGUGAGUGAAAGCACACCUUUAGUUGCAGUGUGUGUGUGUUUGUUACUAUCCAGGGUCAAUGUAUCAUACAUUCUAGGAUAUUGCGAACUAUUGAUCAUACGGAGGGUGAAAUGAUCGUCCAAAUACUAUAAUUAUAGUACAUCUGGCAGCGCUAGCACUACCUUAUCUUUUAACAAUGCUUGUGUUUUUUCAUUGUCACUCUGCCAUUCUUACACUUUGAAGUGCAGUCACAGUGAGAGUUUCCAGUAAGUGCAGUAAUGGAUUCAUGACAGCGCUAGACACUAGUUGAACACAAUAUACUUGUACUGACUGAAGUGGUCCUUUUGAGACGCGACGACAGACUUAUGUAUUUGGUAUUGUAUGCCAGGAUGCAUCAAUUAAAAAAAACACGGAGAUUUAUAUUCUGAUAUUUCAAUGAGUGUAACUAUUACAACAAACCAAGACAGCAUGGAGUGCACGGAACUUUAAAUACGCAGACAUGGUUUCUGCAUGGUCGCUACAAUAAAGUGCACGUGAGAGUGAUGGUGUGGGCACGUUUUUGUUUGAUUCCUGUUAUAAGAGCUAUUUAAAUGUUGAUGUGCAUGUAUUCAGGGGAAAAAAAAAUAACAUGAUGGUAAGCAGAACAUUUUUUUCCCCUAAAAUACCCAAUGGUGUGUUUUACCGAUGACAAAUGUAUAUGUGUAUAUAUGUGUGUGUGUGUGUGUGUGUGUGUGUGUGUGUGUGUGUGUGUGUGUGUGUGUGUGUGUGUGUGUGUGUGUGUGUGUGUGUGUGUGUGUGUGUGCGUGUAUGUAUGUAUGUUUGAGCAAUACCAAAUCCACCAUGCUGCUUGCUGACUAAUAAACAUUUUGAAUAUAUUAUUUGUAUUUAAUUGUCAGGUCAACUGGAUGGACAGUGUGUUAUUGUGGAGCAAAUAUUAAACAGAUGUUACUUAA